Molecule: messenger RNA, 615 nt
Organism: Micromonas pusilla CCMP1545
Lineage: Eukaryota; Viridiplantae; Chlorophyta; Mamiellophyceae; Mamiellales; Mamiellaceae
Gene: ICMT
Product: protein-s-isoprenylcysteine o-methyltransferase
Exons: 1
Coding region: 1-615 (204 amino acids)
Biological process (GO): C-terminal protein methylation
Cellular component (GO): endoplasmic reticulum; membrane
Molecular function (GO): protein C-terminal S-isoprenylcysteine carboxyl O-methyltransferase activity
Source: RefSeq, a predicted model, not a curated record
AUGACGACCCCCUUCGCGACGCUCGUCGACUCCCCGCCGUGGGAGCUCGUCGCGUUCGUCUCCGCGCUGUUGUUCUACCACGUCGCCGGGUUCGCGAUCGCGGCUCGGUACAACCGAGACUCGCUCUCGCGGCACUCGUGGCUGCUCGGGAAGCCGUACGUGGUCGCGAUGACCACCGCGUGCGCGGAGUACAUCCUCGAGUGCGCGAUGUUCCCGGGGUGGAAGCUCGGCGGCGGCGAGGUCGCGGCGUGGACGAAACGCGUCGGCCUCGUCAUGGUGAUCGCGGGCGACCUGACGAGGAAAGCGGCGGAGAUCACCGCGCGGCACAACUUCACGCACGCGAUACAGACGACGCGACGACCGACGCACACGGUCGUCACGCGCGGGGUGUAUCGAUACGCGCGGCAUCCCGGGUACUUGGGGUGGCUCGUGUGGUCGAUAGGGACGCAGGUGCUGUUGCGGAACCCGGCGUGCGUGGUCGGGUUCGCGAGGGCGGGAUGGCUUUUUUUCGCGACGAGGAUACCGUACGAAGAGGCGAAACUGAGGGCGAUGUUCCCGGGGGAGUACGCCGCGUACGCGGCGCGGACGCGGACGUGGAUCCCGGGGAUCCCGUGA